UUCCCCAGAGCCUCCUUCCAAGUCAGGAAGAUGCCAMAGUGCCUGACUUCUGAAGGUAAAAAAAGAGCAGACUCCAAAGAGAGGGAGAAUUGUUCCAUAGAAGAUCUAAAAGAAAUCAUCACCCUGGCUUUUGUGAGAGAGAACACACAAAAGGGGUUUCAGGAGGCCUGUCAGCAAAGCAAGAAGAAGAGGAAGAAAAAGAGAUGAUUGGUGAUUAAUCUAUCCAGCUGCCGGUAUGAGAGCGUGCGUAGGGUGGCCCAACAGUAUGGCCUUCGAGAGGGAGGUGACAACGAUGACUGGACUCUGUACUGGACAGACUACUCGGUAUCACUGGAGAGGGUGAUGGACAUGAAGAGCUACCAGAAGAUCAAUCACUUCCCUGGGAUGAGUGAAAUCUGCCGCAAGGACUUGCUGGCCAGGAAUAUGAGCCGCAUGUUAAAGAUGUUCCCUAAAGAUUUCCACUUUUUCCCUAGGACCUGGUGUCUUCCUGCUGACUGGGGAGAUUUGCAGACCUAUAGCAGGUCAAGAAAAAAUAAGACAUACAUUUGUAAGCCGGACUCGGGUUGCCAAGGGAGAGGUAUAUUCAUCACCCGCACUGUGAAAGAAAUCAAACCAGAGGAGGAUAUGAUCUGUCAGCUCUAUAUUUCAAAGCCCUUUAUUAUUGAUGGGUUCAAGUUUGACCUACGGAUUUAUGUGCUGGUGACAUCAUGUGACCCUCUCAGGAUUUUUGUGUACAAAGAAGGACUGGUCCGCUUUGCUACCACUUCUUACUCUUACCCCUGCACAGACAACCUGGAUGAUAUUUGCAUGCACCUGACUAAUUAUUCCAUUAAUAAGCACAGUUCCAACUUCAUUCAAGAUGCUUACUGUGGCAGCAAGAGGAAGCUCUCUACCUUCAACACGUACAUGGAGAACCACGGCUUCAACGUGGGACAGAUAUGGAGGGCUAUCGAGGAUGUCAUCAUCAAGACAAUCAUCUCGGCUUACCCAGUCAUCAAACAUAACUACCACACCUGCUUCCCCGGCCACACACUUAACAGUGCCUGCUUUGAAAUCCUGGGCUUUGACAUCUUGUUGGACCACAAACUCAAACCCUGGCUGCUGGAGGUCAACCACUCUCCAAGCUUCUCUACUGACUCCCGGUUGGAUAAAGAUGUGAAAGACAGUCUGCUGUAUGAYACCCUGGUACUGAUCAACCUGGAAAGUUGUGACAAAAAGAAAGUCUUGGAGGAGGAGAGAAAGCGGGGACAGUUCCUGCAGCAGUGUCCCUCCCGGGAGGUCAGGAUUGAGGAAGCCAAGGGUUUCCAAGCAGUGCGGUUACAGAAAACAGAGAAAUAUGAGAAGGAAAAUUGUGGCGGGUUCCGGCUGAUUUAUCCCACUCUGAAUUUGGAGAAGUACGACAAGUUUUUCCAGCACAAUUGCUCCCUCUUCCAGGAUACUGCUGCUUCCAGGGCUCGGGAGUUGUAUGCCCGGCAACUGAUCCAGGAGCUGAGACUGAAACAGGAGAAGCAAUCCUUCCAAAUGAAAGAGAAGAAGGUGGAGAUGCAGGGAGAGUCAGAGAUAGCCGGCGAGAAAGCAAGGGGCAAGAGCGCCAAGAACCAGCAGAAAAAACAACAGAAACGCAAGACCACCGCCCACAGCCCCAAACAAUACUUCCGGCCAUUGGCAUUAGUGUCCUGCACACCUGAGUUGCUCUUAAGUGUCAAAGAUGUAAAGAAGAAUGAAACAGGCCGUAGCCUUGACCAGGAGGCUGCAAAGAAGAAGACUGAUUCUGCUCCCUACAAGCCUAUCUCUGCAAGACACUGCAGAUCUGUACCUGACAUGAGGCGGUUAAGACUCAGUUCCUCUGGGUUACAGUGCUGUGAAACCAAUUCCAGAAUCAAGAUGGCCAAGUCAGUCAAUGAAGCGAACAUAUUUUCUAGUACCAUGCCCUUAACCUCAGUAGAAACUACCCCUGAAUCUACCACCUGGGACUCAACCUCUCCAGAGUUGCUACCAAGCCUGACACUGACCACCAGCUCUGAAUGCAGCAGCCCAGAAAUUGUCAGGAUAGUAUCCUUUAAAUAUAAGCAGCAGCAGAUUCCCCAGAAGCUCAUCCAGGAGAACAUAUCAAAACCUUCUGUGCCUACAAAAUCCUGGAGCUUCUCGAACAAUUUGAACCCAAGCUGGGCUUUGCUAAAGAAUGACACGAAGGAGAAGCAUCUGGUGUCAGAGCUAUUGGCAAAGCUUCGGUUAAGAGGGAAGCUCUCCUUGUUCCCAGCUUACUGCAGCCCGAAGCAGGUGCUGAGUGACAUGUCACAAAAAUCCUUCCUGCCAAGGAAGGGCUUCUCCUUUAGCCACAGCCCUGGUGAGAAGAUGCAGAUGGAUGUGCCCUCCYUCCUCCUCUUGCAGAACCCUCACAGCUCUGACUAUUCUCUGAAGGACCUUCUGGUGGUUGCCACUCCAGCCCGACUAGAUCCAAGGCCUUGCAGGAGCCAUACAGGUGCUAUGAGGAACCCCCAUAUACAGGAACAAGAAGCAUACAGCCACUGCCUGAUCUCUGGCCCAAAAGGAUGUGAAAGGAACUAG
Molecule: messenger RNA, 2568 nt
Organism: Urocitellus parryii (Arctic ground squirrel)
Lineage: Eukaryota; Metazoa; Chordata; Mammalia; Rodentia; Sciuridae
Gene: Ttll6
Product: tubulin tyrosine ligase like 6
Biological process (GO): microtubule cytoskeleton organization; protein polyglutamylation
Cellular component (GO): ciliary basal body
Molecular function (GO): tubulin-glutamic acid ligase activity; tubulin binding
Source: RefSeq, a predicted model, not a curated record